Molecule: messenger RNA, 3798 nt
Organism: Trichoplusia ni (cabbage looper)
Lineage: Eukaryota; Metazoa; Arthropoda; Insecta; Lepidoptera; Noctuidae
Gene: Top3alpha
Product: DNA topoisomerase 3-alpha
Exons: 15
Coding region: 184-3336 (1050 amino acids)
Biological process (GO): DNA topological change
Cellular component (GO): nucleus; chromosome
Molecular function (GO): DNA topoisomerase type I (single strand cut, ATP-independent) activity; zinc ion binding; DNA binding
Source: RefSeq, a predicted model, not a curated record
UUGACUGACAAGACAAGAAUAUUUGAAAAUUAUUGGCGGGACACAGUCGCAGAAUACUUGUUUAUUUACGUUCAUAUAGACAUAAAGUUUUGUACCUUAUAAAGUCAGAAAGUAGUUAAAUUUUUAUCUUAACUGACGAAGAAAAUGUUAUGGAAUAUGUACAUUUAGUAAAUGCGUUGAAAUAUGCCUUUUCUAUUAACCAAUUUACCUAACCUUAUCAGAAAACUUGAAACGAAGAACAUACAAAGUUUCUUACGAACAUUAAGCAGUAACAUUGAGACUAUGAAGUAUUUAAAUGUGGCCGAAAAGAAUGAUGCCGCUAAAAAUAUCGCACAACAUUUGUCGCGAGGCACAUCUAGAAGGCGGGAAGGACUCUCACAGUAUAAUAAAAUCUAUGAAUUUGAAAGUGAAGUGAUGGGACAGAAAUGCCAAAUGGUUAUGACUUCAGUGUCUGGACACUUGCUGAGCUUAGAGUUUGUUGGGGCUUAUAAGAGCUGGCAGUCUUGUAGCCCGCUCGCUUUGUUUGAUGCACCCGUUUUUAAAUUCUGCCCAGAGAACUAUGAGAAAAUUAAGAAAACUUUGGAAAGGGAAAUAAGGAGUUGUCAAGGUUUGAUCAUCUGGACGGAUUGUGACAGAGAAGGAGAAAACAUUGGUUUUGAGAUAAUUGAUGUUUGUAAAGCAGUAAAGAACAAUCUUAGGGUAUUCCGAGCCAAAUUCUCUGAAAUCACAUCUGUGUCCGUGUGGAGGGCUCUGCAGAACUUGGAACAACCUAAUAAGAACAUUAGUGAUGCUGUUGAUGUGAGGCAAGAGUUAGAUUUAAGGAUAGGUGCAGCUUUCACAAGAUUUCAAACCUUACGACUUCAAAAAGUUUUUCCUACAAAACUAGCACAAAGUUUAGUCAGUUAUGGUUCCUGCCAGUUUCCGACACUAGGCUUUGUUGUGGAGAGGUACCGCGCCGUCGAGAACUUUGUGCCUGAACCAUUUUGGAAGAUAAGAGUUAACCACACUAUGAAUGACUUGAGUGUUGAUUUCGCAUGGGAAAGGAUAAGACUAUUCGAUCGUGAUGCGUGCCAGGUACUGCAUGAUGUAUGCUUAGAAAGCCCCCAGGCGAAGGUUUCUGAAGUGAAAACCAAACCAAAGUCGAAAUGGAGACCUCUGCCAUUGGAUACAGUGGAACUUGAAAAACUCGCAUCUAGGAAGUUGAAAAUUAACGCAAAGGAGACGAUGCGACUUGCAGAAAAGUUAUACACGCAGGGGUUUAUAAGUUAUCCACGUACCGAGACCAAUGAGUACCCCAAAGAGAUGAACUUAGGACAACUGGUGGGGCACCAGACGGCAGACCCCAACUGGGGGACUUUUGCACAGAAUAUUUUGGACAGUGGGGGGCCGACCCCGCGGCAAGGGAACAAGAGCGACAAGGCCCAUCCUCCCAUUCAUCCUACAAAGUACACCAACAAUUUAAAUGGCAAUGAACAGCGGUUAUACGAGUUUAUAGUCCGCUCGUUCUUGGCCUGUUGUUCAAAAGACGCCCAGGGUCAAGAAACUACAGUGUCUAUUGAAGUAGCCGGUGAGAAGUUCAACGCAAGUGGUCUUAUGAUAACAGCAAGAAACUAUUUAGAAGUGUAUCCUUACGAUAAGUGGUCCUCAAAGGAAAUUCACGUUUAUCAGAAUGGGCAAACCUUCAAUCCGACUAGCAUAGACAUGUUAGACGGCCAAACUUCACCACCGAAUCUUUUAACAGAAGCUGAUCUCAUCGCUCUAAUGGAAAAACAUGGAAUCGGCACAGAUGCAACACACGCGGAACAUAUAGAAACAAUAAAGAACAGAUCUUACGUGGCCUUAGCGAACGCGAUACAUUUCGUACCCGGCUUGCUUGGCAUGGGCCUCGUAGAGGGCUAUGACGCGAUGGGCCUCACUAUAUCCAAACCUCACUUGAGGGCACAGCUGGAGGCCGACCUGAAGGCCAUCAGUGAGGGCAGGCGGCAACCGCAGCAGGUGCUAGCUGAACAGAUAGCAAAAUACAAGGAGGUAUAUCAAACAGUAGCUUUAGAAGCUAACAAGAUCGACGCUGCGUUAGGUGAAAGGUUCAGCGAGCAGCCGAACGAGUAUGUUCCGUCAGCUGAGACCAUGCCAGUGGACAUGCCUGCAGCUUUCAAAUGUCCUAAAUGUGGGUCAGACAUGGUGGUGAGACAUAAAAAGAACAACGCCGAUGAACUCUACAUAAGUUGUAUGUCAUACCCCAGUUGCAAGAAUGCUGUCUGGCUGCCUUCUCUAGUCAAGAGCAUACAAGUGUUACCUGGAACUUGUUCAGUUUGUGGACCAAACUACAAAAUGUUAAAAUUUGAAUGGCGAAACAAUCAAAUAAGUCACCUAUAUCCAUCUCCUUACACUGGCUGUAUAGGCGGGUGUGACACUACGUUCUUAGAAAUGCUUAGAAUAAACCUAUCCAGUGUUAGACAAGUAGCUGAAAGAACUCAAAACACAAACAUUACUGCGACAACUGUAAAUAGAUCACAAAAUAGUCGCCCAAGUAGUAACAGCAACAGCCCUAGUACUAUAACACCUCCGAUUCCUGUGGUACCUUCAAUUCCCUCAGCGGCUCCAAGGCCCAAUAUAGCACAGCCAAGGCAAUUUGUACCUCCGCCUGUUGCAAAUAGAGCUCCGAAUCCAACGAACAACCAGCCAAGGAUGCCGUUACCAAGAAGUGAAAAUGGCGACGAUAAUAACGUACUCUGUGGCUGUAACAAACCGGCUAUUGUCUUAACAGUACGAAAACAAACGCCGAAUUUUGGCAAGCAAUUUUACAAAUGCCAAGUGGGUAAAGACAACGGUGGCUGUGACUUCUUCCUAUGGGCGCCGGAGUCUACUGACACUGUACAGAACCCGUACGACACUCCGCCGUCCAGUUCGUGGGGAGGCAGCGACCAGACCAGCAGCAACACAACCAGGGGCUGGGGAGGAAGGUCGCGAGACAGCAAUGCUGGCGGGGAUGAUGACGUCAAGUGCGACUGCGGGCUGCCUUGUAAAAAACUAACGGUGCAGAAAGAAGGUCCAAAUAAAGGUCGAACUUUUUAUGGCUGUGUAAAGGACCUCGGUUCAAGAUGUAACUUCUUCCAAUGGGGAGAUUCGGAAGCAGCACCAGCGGUAGAUUGGGGCAACAGCAGCAGCAAUAGCCGUGGAAGGGGUCGCGGCGGGGGCAGGCAACCCCGCGGGGAGCGGCCGCCUCGCGCGGAGCGGCAACCUCGCGGGGAGCGGCAGCCCCGCGGGGGCUCGCGUCUGUGCAGCCUGUGCCGCCAGCCCGGACACACGCGCGGACGCUGCCCUAACACACAAUGAGCACAAGCUACUCAAUUGACUUUGAAGUGAUCAGAACUCUCAAAAGCUGCCGACAAAGUGUUUUUAAAAUACUCGUACAAAUAAGUUCCGCAUUUAAAUAUCCAUGUAUGUAUGUAUGUAUACGCUUGGUGGAAAACCGACUUUAAACGAUCCCAAAUAAAAGUAUCAAUAUAACUGCUUGCUUCGUCUACGUAUGCAGAAAUCGCGAGUGUUAUGUUACAGAAAUAUUAGUUUUACAAAAAUUCUAGUCUUAAAAUGGACAAUAAAUUAUAAUAAAUAAACUCUAGUGCCUUAAUGUAACACUCACAAUAGAAGAUUUUCGAAACACUUAAUAAAGAAACGUAGUUUAUGAUUAUUAUUAUUGUAUGUGAUUCUCGGUGCUUCACUGUACGUUAGAGAGAUAUUGAAGUAUGUAUUGUAACGAUGUGUAAUUACUAUGUAAGUAAAGUUAUUUAUAAAUAA